AUGCGUUUAAAUAAAACACUUUUUUUUGUAUUUUUGGUAUUAUAUUUUAUUGCCGGUCUUUCACUUCUUAUCACCGGUAGUGUAGCUCAUCGACAUGCAUCACAAUUUGCUGAAAUUACUGGCCAUUCAAUUAUGUCUGGUGCUGGUUUUAUUAUUGCAUUAGGUGUUAUUAUUAUCAUCUUAUCAGCUCUUGGCUUUAUUGGUGCAUAUAAAAAUCGUUUAGGUUUAUUACAAAUUUUUAUUGGUACAUUAUUAAUAGUCUUAUUACUUCAAUUUAUUGCUGUUAUUGUCGGAUUUACACUUCGUGGUAAAGCAGAUAGCCAAUUACAUGAAAAAUUACGUAAUUCAUUACCAGCAUAUGUUGGAGGAAAUAGUGAUAUUGUAACAGAAUGGGAUCGUCUUCAACAAAAAUGGUCAUGUUGUGGUGUUGACAGUGCUGAUGAUUGGCGAACCUUUGCUAAACGUCCUCAAGGAGUACCACCAAAUUCAUGUUGUCUUAACAAUGAUUGUCGAUCAAGUACAACAACAAAUUCUACCAUGUAUUUUACUCCAGGUUGUUAUCAAUCCGCUCGUACUUUAUUUUUCCGAUACUCCAAAGCAUUAGGUGGUGUUUCACUCUUCUUCUUCUUUGUUGAAAUCUUUGGAUUAAUCUUAGCUAUUGUUCUUUUACGAGAUUUAAAGAAUAAUUAUGGAAGCGUUUAA
Molecule: messenger RNA, 702 nt
Organism: Adineta steineri
Lineage: Eukaryota; Metazoa; Rotifera; Eurotatoria; Adinetida; Adinetidae
Source: the annotation of a GenBank genome assembly